Molecule: messenger RNA, 1392 nt
Organism: Fragaria vesca subsp. vesca
Lineage: Eukaryota; Viridiplantae; Streptophyta; Magnoliopsida; Rosales; Rosaceae
Product: serine/threonine-protein kinase-like protein ACR4-like
Exons: 1
Coding region: 71-1087 (338 amino acids)
Biological process (GO): protein phosphorylation
Cellular component (GO): plasma membrane
Molecular function (GO): ATP binding; protein kinase activity
Source: RefSeq, a predicted model, not a curated record
UUCUUCUCUCCCUCUUCUUCCCUUCUCUGCCACUCAAAUUGACCACAAGCAACCACCAAAGAAUUCAAACAUGAAUCACAGUGACCAUGUUCAUUUUGCCUAUUACUUUGCCAUCUCCCUACUCACCACGUUUCUUAUUGUUCUUGGUCUUGUUCUUCUUCUGAUCCUCCUCUGCAAGAAGAAACACACUACUGAUGAUCAAUCCGAAGAAGCGGUAAUCCCAGCUAGGAUUUGUCCCCGAGUGUACCCUUUAACCGAUAUUGAUGUCGCCACGGAUGGCUUCAACCGCAGAAGAAUCGUCGGCGAGGGCCGUUUGGGAACUGUGUAUGCUGCAAUAUUCGAAAAGGGGGAGAUAGCAGCCGUGAAGAGAAUUCAUCCGAGGCUUGUGUUGGGAAAUAUUGGUUUCGGGUUUUCAAGAACACUAAGCUGUCUCUCAUUGGCUCAACACCCUAAUAUAGUCCCCAUUGUUGGAUACUCAGAAGCACCAGGUGAGAGAGUCAUUGUCAUGGAAUUUGUAGGUAUGGUUUGUUUGGAUUUUUACUUGCAUCAAAACCCAGAUGGGGGUUCUCUGUUGGAUUGGAAACACAGGCUUAACAUUGCAGCAGGUGCAGCAACAGGGCUUCAGUACUUGCAUGAAGGAGUUGCUCCUAAUAUUGUUCAUGGAUGUGUGAAGGCUUCAAAUAUCUUGAUCGAUGUGAACUUCUAUGCUAGGGUUUGUGAUUAUGGUCUAUCAUUCUUGGCACCAAAAGAGAAGAGGGGUUUAGUUGGUUAUGUGGAUGAUGAGUAUUGGAGGGGAGGUGGUGUGUGCAAAGAGAGCGAUAUGUAUGGUUUUGGGGUGGUUCUGUUGGAACUUUUGAGUGGGAGACGAUGUGAAGAAGGGUUUCUUGUGAAAUGGGCAUUGCCAUUGAUCAAGGAGAUGAGGUUCAAUGAGUUUCUGGACCCAAGACUUGUUUUUCCUCGUGACAUUAUGCCUCUUGUUAGAAUGGCCAAAGUUGCUUCGACUUGUGUUAGUAAUUCCAGAAAGAGCAGACCUUCGAUUAGUCAGGUUGCAACUAUCCUCAACAAUUUGGAGAUAGAUUCAACGUGAAAAUUUGUGGAACAAGUCAUUUUGAUUGCUUAAUUUUACACUUCAUUGAGCUUUUGAUAUUUUUUUUGCACUUUUCCAGCUGCAUUAUUUGCCGGUUGUUCCACAUCAAAGUCAGUAUUAUCAUGAGCUUGCAUUAGGAAAAGGUUGCAAUCCUUGGUAUCUAAUUAGAAUUAGGUAGCUAUCUACUAGGUAUCGGAAUUUUGGGGUUUUUCUUUUGACUUGUACGCUAUUCUUUAAUUACGAAGAGUGUAAAUGCACAUAAUAUGGGUGAUAUGCAAUGGUUUUCACAUUUGGUUGGUGACUUG